Molecule: messenger RNA, 2192 nt
Organism: Fragaria vesca subsp. vesca
Lineage: Eukaryota; Viridiplantae; Streptophyta; Magnoliopsida; Rosales; Rosaceae
Product: monocopper oxidase-like protein SKS1-like
Exons: 9
Coding region: 90-1874 (594 amino acids)
Cellular component (GO): plasma membrane
Molecular function (GO): oxidoreductase activity; copper ion binding
Source: RefSeq, a predicted model, not a curated record
CUCUCUCUCUCUCUCUCUCUCUCUGAUGAUGUAAAACCCUCCUUCUCCAUCAAAUCCAUCCCAAAAUCUUCAAAUCCUUCAAGUCUCUAAUGGCUGCUUCUCGCCUCUCUCUGCUGGCUCUGGUUGCUCUGACCCACAUUGCUCUGCUUUCCACUCUCUGCUCCGCCGCCGACCCUUACGUGUUCUACGAUUUCAAGGUGUCCUACAUCACUGCUUCACCUCUCGGAGUCCCUCAGAGGGUUAUUGCGAUUAACGGGAAGUUUCCAGGUGAUCCUAUCAAUGCUACUACGAACAACAAUGUUGUUGUUAAUGUGCAUAAUGGGCUCGACGAAGACCUCCUUAUGACUUGGUCUGGAAUCCAGAUGAGGCGCAAUUCAUGGCAGGAUGGUGUUCUUGGUACGAAUUGCCCAAUCCCGAAAACGUGGAACUGGACUUAUAACUUCCAAGUUAAGGAUCAGAUUGGGAGCUUCUUCUACUUCCCGUCUCUGAAUUUUCAGAGGGCUGCUGGUGGCUUUGGCUCUUUUCAUCUCAAUAAUAGGGAGGUCAUUGAUAUUCCCUUUGCUAAGCCUGAUGGGGAUAUUUUCAUCAUGAUUGGUGACUGGUAUACCCGUAACCAUACGGCAUUGAGGAUGGCUCUUGAUGCUGGAAAAGACCUUGGGAUGCCAGAUGGAGUUCUCAUCAAUGGGAAGGGGCCUUAUCAAUACAACAAGACCCUAGUACCUGAUGGGAUUCAGUACGAAACCAUCAAUGUUGAACCAGGGAAAACUUAUCGACUCCGUGUGCACAAUGUUGGUGUUUCAACUAGUUUGAACUUUAGGAUUCAGAAUCACAAUCUGCUUCUAGCUGAAACAGAGGGGCAUUAUACAAUCCAGCAGAACUAUACCAACUUUGAUAUCCAUGUUGGACAGUCGUAUUCUUUUCUUGUUACCAUGGAUCAAAAUGCCAGUAGUGAUUACUACAUUGUGGCAAGUGCAAGGUUUGUGAACGAAUCAAUUUGGCAGCGGGUUACAGGUGUUGCUGUCUUACACUAUUCAAACUCUAAAGGACCAGUCAGUGGUCCUCUUCCUGAUGCUCCCAAGGAUGCUUUUGACCCACAGUGGUCGAUGAACCAGGCACUGACUGUCAGGCAAAACGGAUCUGCAAGUGGAGCUCGCCCUAAUCCUCAGGGAUCAUUUCACUAUGGUCAAAUUAACAUCACUGAUACAUAUGUGUUAAAAAUUGUGCCACCAGUCACGAUUGACGGGAAACUGCAAGCAACGAUAAAUGGCAUCUCUUUUGUCAAUCCUCAGACACCAAUCAGGCUUGCUGAUCAGCAUAAAAUUAAAGGAGCUUAUAAGCUUGAUUUCCCCAACAUGUCACUCAGUAGGCUUCCUCGAAGAGACAUGUCUGUUAUUAAUGCUACGUAUAAGGGUUUUAUUGAAAUUGUUUUCCAGAACAAUGACACCACAGUGCAGACUUUUCAUUUGGAUGGAUAUUCCUUUUUCGUAGUUGGGAUGGGUUAUGGUAAUUGGACAGUAGAUAGUAAAAACAACUACAACAAGUGGGAUGCAAUCUCUCGCUGCACUACACAGGUCUUCCCUGGGGCAUGGACUGCAGUGCUUAUCUCACUUGACAAUCCUGGAGCAUGGAAUCUUAGAUCACAAAACCUUGAUAGAUGGUAUCUGGGACAAGAGACAUAUUUGAGAAUUGUCAAUCCUGAGGAGAAUGGUGAAACAGAGUUUACUGCGCCCGACAAUGUACUGUAUUGUGGUGCCUUAGCCAACUUACAGAAGCAACAGAAAACAUCGUCUGCAUCAUCAAUUUCCAGUGAAACUUUCAAGCUGUUCUUCUCUCUGCUGAUGGCUUUCUUCACAUUGGUCUGCACUUUUAGGUGAUAAAUGAUAGCAGUUCUAUGCGUCCGAGCAGUAGCAGCUUGCCUUUUCCAACUCUGUUGCUGGUGAUUGCAAUACAUAUUGUAGUUUAGGUGUGCCCAUUGAGUCAUGGGUACUACCAUUUUCAUUUUUCCAUUGGGUGUUUUUAGUGACAUUUGCUUCAUUUUUUAAUUACUUUCAAUACCCCAUAGUUCAUACUAAAGUGUAGUCUAGGUCAUUCUCAAUCCAUCAUCAUUCUUUGUGCGUCUCAACUCUUGGUUCUGUGUACUGGUGAAUGAUUAACCCAUUUUCAAUACCAUUUGACAUCCUUUAACCCUUCUU